AUGGGCUCAUCCUCGGACGUCAUGGCCAAUGGCCACGAGCACGAGCACAUCCUGCGGCCCCGACCACGAAAGGGCCUCCGUACGCAAGUUACGCGGACCCUGUCCGGCGGGAGCGACGCUCAUGCUGGGGUGGUGAGCGAGAGCGCGCCAGCAAGCGGGUUGACGAGCGGCCGCUCCACGCCCGUGCCGGAAAACGCGCCCCCGUCGGCAAAGUCGCUCUCGUCAGCGCGCAAGCUCGCCCGCGCCGAGCAGAGGCGGCGCAUCUUCCCGACCAUCGAGUACGCCUCGCGCGUGUCGCACUUUGACCCGGAGAGCGACUACCGCGACUUCCACGGCUUCUUCAACCUGUUCUGGAUCGGGGUGGCCAUCAUGGGCAUCACCACCAUGCUGCGCAACAUGCGGGACACGGGCUACCCCCUCCGCAUCCAGAUAUGGAGCCUCUUCACCGUCAAGCUGUGGCACCUGGCCAUCGCCGACUUCCUCAUGGUGGCCACGUCGCUCGUCGGCCUGCCGCUGCACGCCAUCUUCAGGAGAGCCCCCGCGGGCGCCGCCCUGACCUGGGCAAAGGGCGGCAUGGCCAUCCAGAGCAUCUACCAGGUGCUGUGGCUGGCCCUCUGGAUCGCCGUGCCCUUUGUGCUCGAGUGGACGUGGACCGCCCAGGUCUUCCUGCUGCUGCACACCAUGGUCAUGCUCAUGAAGAUGCACUCGUACGCCUUCUACAACGGCCACCUGUCCGAGACGGAGAAGCGUCUGCGGUCGCUGGAUUCGCCUGGCGACAAGGCCGACACCAGCCCGGCCUACGUCUAUCCCACCGCCAACCUCCGCCGCGGCAGCAUCUCGGGCAUCCCCUCGUCCCAGAACAACAGCCCAUCAUCAUCGCCCCCCGAGCUCACCAGGCAGCAGCACCGUCUCCAUCACACGACGCACCCCGCCGACAUCGAAUCCCUCCGCGAGGCCCUCGCCCGCGAACUCACCUCCCCCAUGGGCAACACGACGUACCCGCGCAACCUCACCUGGGCCAACUACAUCGACUACCUCUUCUGCCCGACCCUCUGCUACGAGCUCGAGUACCCGCGCACGCCGCGCAUAAACUGGACCUCGCUCGUCGCCAAGACCAUUGCCACCUUUGGCUGCAUCUUCCUCCUCACCGUCACCUCGGAGGAGUUCAUCCUGCCCGUGCUCGUUGACGCCCAGCGCCGCCUCAGCGCCCCCUCGCCCGUGUCCGCCCCGGAGGCCCUCCUCAUCCUCGCCGAGUCCAUCUCGUGGCUCCUGUUCCCCUUCAUGCUCACCUUCCUGCUCGUCUUCCUCGUCAUCUUCGAGUACGUCCUCGGCGCCUUUGCCGAAAUCACCCGCUUCGCCGACCGUCACUUUUACGCCGACUGGUGGAACUCGACCGACUGGAUGGAGUUUUCGCGCGAGUGGAACGUCCCCGUCUACUCCUUUCUGCGCCGCCACGUCUACAGCGCCUCGCGCCCGCACACGGGCAAGAUGCUCGCCACCGUCAUCACCUUCCUCAUCUCCGCCGCCAUGCACGAGGUCGUCAUGGCCUGCAUCACCAAGAAGAUCCGCGGCUACGGCUUCAUCUGCCAGAUGCUGCAGCUGCCCAUUGUCAUGCUGCAGCGCACGAGGUGCAUCAGGGGCAGGAAGACGCUGAAUAACGUCUGCUUCUGGUGCUCCAUGAUUCUGGGCCUGAGCCUGAUAUGUGCUCUUUACGUGCUUGUAUAA
Metarhizium acridum CQMa 102 is the source of this 1725-nucleotide messenger RNA. Lineage: Eukaryota; Fungi; Ascomycota; Sordariomycetes; Hypocreales; Clavicipitaceae. The record is from RefSeq and is a predicted model, not a curated record.